AGCUGCAUGACCAGCAGGGGUAGGUUUAGGAGAAGGAGUGCAUGUGGACUAUAUACACAUGAGUAGAGACACGGACUGAGAAGCUGCGUUUGGACUGUUUCUUGCGAGCUUGGAGUCCUGCGCUGAAACCAGACAGAGUUAUGUACUGUGCUCAUCCUGUCUCUGGCACAGGCAACAACUCUCUGAUGUACUGCUACAACAUGAAACCAGUCUAUGGGCAGUCGCCCGGUACUGCCAACAUCAACCAGAACUCAUCCUCACAUCCGUCAGCCAAGGCCCACAACAAUGUGUUCGCAAGCACGUUCUUUGAGGGGAUGAGCAAUUCACCUGACAUCUGGAACGCUGUAAACGGGCUGAACCAGCAGGGCUAUGAAGCUGCACUGGGAGCAGCCACGACCCACCAGACGCAGUCAGGGAGCUACAGCGGCCUGCAACCGACGCACAGUCACCUGGACUACUCUCCACACUCGGUGAUGGCCGCGGACAUGAACAGGGGUCUGCCGCCCAUGUCCAGUUUUCAUCGCAACAAUCCAGCUCCGUCGAUCAACACCUCAGAGAACUCCACAGUCUCAGGAAGCCGGGGAAACGUGUCAGGGCCGUCACAGACAGGCGAUACCCUGGGCAAAGCUCUGGCGUCUAUUUACUCCCCCGAUCACACCAGCAGCAGCUUCCCCUCCAGCUCAUCCACGCCGGUGAGGUCUCCGUCUCCGCUGCAGAAUGCAGCCGAACCUGCAGGUACCAACAUGUGGCCCCGCAGUUCAGUGCAGGCGCCGGUCUCCCCACAUUAUGAGUCCUCACUCAUAUCUAUGUCCCAGGUGGAGGACCGCCUGGACCGCCUGGACGACGUAAUCCACGUCCUGAGGAACCACGCCGUGGGCCCCACGGCCGGUCUGCCCACUGACAUCCAAGGCCUCCUGAACCAGACCCAGCACGGCCACCCGGGCUCCGCCGGCGCUCUCCCGCUCUCUUGUCACACUCCGGCCAUGGUGGAAGCUGUGAACAUGAACAACAACCACUCAGCCUUCCAGAGCCGCACACAGAACGGCCACCCGUACCCAGUCAGACAGAGGACCACGCUCCAGCCAGUUCAAGGAGGAAGCAGAGGUGGUCUAGGAGUUCAGGGUAAUCUGGAGCUUAAGAUGGAAAGCGGGGAGCGGGAAGAGAUGAUGCACACCAAUCACGGCCACAGUUCAGACAGCCCGAGAUCGGACGAGGAGAGCGAGCACAAAACACAUGGAGAAAACAGCUCGAGAAACAGCAUCCACGAGGAUGAGGACCUGAGCCCGGAGCAGAAGGCUGAGCGCGAGCGUGAGAGGAGGAUGGCCAACAACGCCCGAGAACGGCUGCGCGUGCGGGACAUCAACGAGGCCUUCAAGGAGCUGGGCCACAUGUGUCAACUGCACCUGAAGAGCGAGAAGCCGCAGACCAAGCUGCUGGUGCUGCACCAGGCCGUGGCGGUGAUCCUCAGCCUGGAGCAACAAGUCAGAGAGAGAAACCUGAACCCGAAGGCGGCGUGUCUGCGGAGGAGAGAGGAAGAGAAGGCGUCCGCGGUCAUGACAGAUCCGCAGUCCAUGCAUCUGGCUUUUCAUCCCAGCAUGACCGACCAGGCAAACCCCAUGGGCCACCUCUGAGGACCUGACACUGACUGCACCAAGUCAACCAUCAAGUAUUUAAAAAUGCUGAAUGAAGAACAUCCUCGGAGCGUUCAGCUGUUUGGGAUGUCCAACCGUCUCUCUCGUGAAUUCGGACCGGAGCGGAGAGGCCGCCGCGGCCUCCGACUAGAACGCGCGAUGCAGUCGAACAAUCAUCUAUCUCCUCACUUCCCAGACGGACUUUUAACUUUGUGCCUGAACUUAACACGUAACAGACAAAUGCAUUGUAAUCUGCAGAUGUUUUGUACAUAUUUUGUAUAUUUAUUGAUUACCUUUCUGUUGGAGUAUACCUGACCGGGUGAAACACGGUGGAGCGUAGACACAGACAACGGUGUCAUCAUGCAGUCUGAUUUUUGGCAAAGCCAGACAUGUUUCCAUGACUUUUACAGUGUAUCACUAUUUACAAUGUGCACUCGUGUUUUCAGCGGCUCUCAGAGGACUGACAUUCCCACGUUUGUGUGUUCAGACAUCGGAUUUCAUUUUUCCUGUGGUGUGUGUGUGUCUGUGUGUUUGUGUGUGUGAGAGAGAGAGAGAGAGUGUGUGUGAAUAUUGCAGGGGUUUGACCAUUCUGUGAAUGAACAGAUCUCCAAGAAUGUUCUCUGACAUGUGGGCAUCAUCAAAUUUCCAUGAACCAUACGUUUGUGUUAUUGCACUGUCAACAGGAUUACACGAAACACAGGUGGACAGAAUCCCUCUUCCCCCUCAGUGUUUUCAUUGCUCUUCAGAUGUAGCCAAACAAGCUCUGUGCAUGUUUGAGAGUUUUUAAUAGAACAUUUCAUUUGUUUUCUAAGUUAUGUAACUUAUAUUUUAUACAAAUAUUGUGACUUUAAUAAUGUUUGCUUUUAACUUUACACCAGAAGACAUUUUUUGUUUUUUGUUUUUGUGCAGUUUGCUAGACGUAGUCACAUUUCAUGCUCCGAGCAAUACAGUGUUACCCAGUUAUUAACGUCUUGUUUGCUUAUCACACUGCUGAACAGAUAAUAACAAUAAUAAUAAAUGACUAAAAUAAUCUGAAAUACUCUUAUCAUAAUGUGUACAGUAUGUGUACAGUUUGAAGUAGCCUACAGGCAUGUGUCAAAAUAAUAAUGUAGCAAUAAAUGUCUUUUUUUUUCAAAUA
Mugil cephalus (flathead mullet) is the source of this 2769-nucleotide messenger RNA. RefSeq names its product transcription factor 12-like. The record is from RefSeq and is a predicted model, not a curated record. Gene Ontology annotation, cellular component: transcription regulator complex. The transcript has 13 exons. Lineage: Eukaryota; Metazoa; Chordata; Actinopteri; Mugiliformes; Mugilidae. Bases 141 to 1631 code for a protein of 496 amino acids. Gene Ontology annotation, molecular function: DNA-binding transcription factor activity, RNA polymerase II-specific; RNA polymerase II cis-regulatory region sequence-specific DNA binding; protein dimerization activity. Gene Ontology annotation, biological process: regulation of transcription by RNA polymerase II.